Iphiclides podalirius (scarce swallowtail) is the source of this 732-nucleotide messenger RNA. Lineage: Eukaryota; Metazoa; Arthropoda; Insecta; Lepidoptera; Papilionidae. The record is from the annotation of a GenBank genome assembly.
AUGGACAUAUCUUUUAAAGGGAAAAGAGUACUUGUUACCGGAGCUGGUCAAGGCAUUGGAAGGGGAAUAGCGGAACAAUUAUGGCGUACAGGAGCCAAAGUUGUCGCUAUCUCGCGCACGAGAUCUUAUCUGGAAACUCUUCAGAAUGAAUAUCCAUCAAUAGACAUAGUGGAGUUGGACGUCGCCGACUGGGACAAGACGAGAGAAGUCGUCGAAUCUUUGGGUCAGUUUGACGCUCUCGUCAAUAAUGCUGCAAUUGCCGUGUGCCAGCCCUUCCUCGAGUGUACUCCAGAAGUUUUUGAAUCGACUAUGAAUGUUAACCUUAAGUCAAUUAUUAACAUCAGUCAAGUUGUGGCGAAGAAAAUGAUCGAGAAUAAAACCAAGGGAUCAAUCGUUAAUAUCUCUUCGCAAGCCUCAAAGGCUGCCCUCAAAGACCAUACAAUCUACAGCGCGUCCAAGGCUGGUUUGGACGCUGUGACGCGUGCGAUGGCACUGGAACUAGGCCCAUACGGAAUACGGGUGAACGCGGUAAAUCCGACUGUCAUCAUGACCGCCAUGGCCCGCGUAGGCUGGUCGGAACCAGAGAAAGCUAGCGAGAUGUUAUCGAAAAUACCGCUGGGAAGAUUUGGUGAAGUUUCGGAGGUGGCCGAUGCAGUCCUUUACCUCCUCAGUGACAAGGCGAGUAUGAUCAACGGAGUGGAGCUGCCAAUCGACGGUGGAUUUCUUGCCACA